AUGAAUUUAGGGUCAGAAACCCUAGGAAGGUUUCUUUUCCUAAAGGCAGCCACACAAACUUGUACCAAUCUGGUGAAAGGACUACCAGAAGGAUCCCACAUUCUAUACAAAGGGUAUCCACAUACAAAGAUGAUUGUGGCAAUAGUAAGGGUCCAGAAUCUUCCUGCAAAUGAAUCGGCUAUGAAAGCUCCCAACAAUGGAGUAAGGCUGGCAGUUCCAGAAAAAUUGGUGAGAGUAUUAGCAGCUUUAGUCAUUGGCAUAUUCAUCUCCUUGGUCAAGUACGUGAUCAUGUUUGCCAGAAAUCCGGCCGCCGCCAACUUUUCACAUAUUUCAUUGGCUGCAUUAUCAAUUAAAGCAGAUUCAUGA
Messenger RNA from Oldenlandia corymbosa var. corymbosa, 366 nucleotides. NCBI's taxonomy places the organism in Eukaryota, Viridiplantae, Streptophyta, Magnoliopsida, Gentianales, Rubiaceae. The record is from the annotation of a GenBank genome assembly.